CCAGGUGGGCGCACCCGAGCGGCAACAUGUCCUCCGUUCACCGCGUGCUUUUGGCUCUGCUGCUCCUCUCCAACCUGAGCCGGCGAGCCGUCACCGCUGCUACCGACGAUGAACUGAGUCCGCUGAUGGGGGACGAUAGCGUCGCCGCCGCCACCGCCGCCCUCGGGACCAACUUGAUGUGGGACGUCGCGGAUGAAGACGGAGGCCCCAAAGUGCUUCUGCUGGCGGACAAGAGGCGGAGAGGAUUGCAUUUUCGAGGUCUCCCCCGGCGACUUCCAGCCAUGGACGAGCCCCGCUGGAGCCGAAAUGCGGCGGCGGCAGAGAGACUCGAGCGCAGGGACAACGAAAACGACAUUGACAUGUUGCGCUGCAUGAUCGGACGAGUGUACCGACCCUGCUGGGGAGCGUCGUGAGCGCCGGCCGGUGUCUUCGGCAGAAAGACCGACCACAAGUGUGUAGAAC
This is a messenger RNA of Syngnathus typhle (broad-nosed pipefish), 462 nucleotides long. RefSeq names its product pro-melanin-concentrating hormone (gene pmch). Gene Ontology annotation, biological process: chemical synaptic transmission. The transcript has 3 exons. The record is from RefSeq and is a predicted model, not a curated record. Bases 27 to 413 code for a protein of 128 amino acids. Lineage: Eukaryota; Metazoa; Chordata; Actinopteri; Syngnathiformes; Syngnathidae. Gene Ontology annotation, molecular function: melanin-concentrating hormone activity.